GGAUACCGACACCGAGAGACACCCACACCGAGAGACAGAGACACCGACACCGAGACACCUACACCAAGAGACAGUCACCGACACCAAGACACCCACACUGACAGAGACACCCACACUGAGAGACAGGAAGAGACACCCACACUGAUAAACACCCACAAAACCCACACCGAGAGAGACAGAAAGUCAGACACAGCCACACCGAGAGACAAAAAGAGACAGAAAGAGACAGAAAGACACCCCCACACCGAGAGACAGAGACACCCACACC
Tinamus guttatus (white-throated tinamou) is the source of this 268-nucleotide messenger RNA. Lineage: Eukaryota; Metazoa; Chordata; Aves; Tinamiformes; Tinamidae. The record is from RefSeq and is a predicted model, not a curated record.